Molecule: messenger RNA, 584 nt
Organism: Panicum virgatum (switchgrass)
Lineage: Eukaryota; Viridiplantae; Streptophyta; Magnoliopsida; Poales; Poaceae
Exons: 1
Coding region: 136-402 (88 amino acids)
Source: RefSeq, a predicted model, not a curated record
CACACAUGUGGCAAACUGCUAACCUUAGGCGUGGCGUCUUAGGUAAGAAACCAAACACGCCCUGAAACACAAGAAGCUCCUCUCAAGCACAGGUAGAGUACAGAGACUGUCCACUCUCCCACUCUACCCUACUCCAUGCACGAGAUGGGCAGUCAAAGGCUCCUGCUUCUCCUGGCUCUGCUCCUUCUGACGAUGCUCGCGGCGGUGGUCGCCGGAGAAGGCGACGGCGUUUCUGCAACCGGCACGGACGGAGCGAAUGCCACCACCGGCGCGGGGCCACCGGCCGGCGGGACGCUCGACGUGCGGGCGAGGAAGUGGUGGCGGUUCCCGGCGACGGAAGGCCUCGUCACGGGCAGCGAGCGGAGGGUGCCCAACUCGUCGGACCCCCUCCACAACCGCUGAGGCGCUGAUGCCAUUGGUGCAUGCAUUCCUUCGUGCUGCUUCAACUUCUGUUGGUAGUUACUUCUGGUCUGAUGCUUUUAGGCUGCAUAAUGUGGCUUAGUGUUCAGAGUUCAGAGAAUUGAAUUGCUUAUACAAGUAAGUGUAGCUGAUUUUGGUUUGGCUGGUUUGACAGCUCGAGAGCU